Molecule: messenger RNA, 1098 nt
Organism: Lachnellula hyalina
Lineage: Eukaryota; Fungi; Ascomycota; Leotiomycetes; Helotiales; Lachnaceae
Product: Alpha-ketoglutarate-dependent dioxygenase
Exons: 3
Coding region: 1-1098 (365 amino acids)
Cellular component (GO): nucleus; cytoplasm
Source: RefSeq, a predicted model, not a curated record
AUGGAAGAAUCGAAUGGUAAACACCAUGAUACACAUGCAAUACCUCCUCAGGCAAUAUGCAAUACGUAUAAGAAAUACCAGAAAAUGAGUGAUGCGGCUGUGGACCAGGAUCUUGAGGUUGUGGAUUUCCGGCGAGGGUUGACGGAUGUUCAAAAACAGAAAAUCAUCCCAGUGGAUACCGUAAAGUCAGAAUUGAUCGCUUCGGCACAGAAAGCAUUCAGAGCAUGUGGUGACAAAGGAGCAGAAGACGGGGUAGAUGUGGAGAUCGAGCCGGAGUCCUGUACUAUUUAUGAGCAUCAAGACUUCCCAGGAUUACGCCUACUUCCAAACUUAUUACCACCAGAGGUUCAGAUCAUGCUUGUAGAUCGACUUCUGCAUCGAGACCUCUCGAACCCAUUACACAAAACCAACAUCCAUCAUGACUACAACAUCCCUUACCCACCAACGCCAUCAGACGGUUCUAGCCCGCUUUCAUUCUUCACUUACCAUCCGUCAUCUAGAAAACACACCUUCACGCCUCUGGACCCGCUGUCAAAACACAAGCCUCUCAACACAACACAACUCCUUCAAAAGAAACUCCGCUGGCUAACCCUCGGCACGCAAUACGACUGGCCGACGCGGUCCUAUGCUGCCAGCUCUCCGAUCCCUUUCCCGUCUGACAUUUCCGCACUUGCUACAACGCUCUUCCGCAACUCAUUCACUCCCGAAUCGGGCGUCGUGUUGCUGUACAGCCCGAAAGACUACAUGCCCGUCCACCGUGACGUAUCUGAAGAAUGCCAACGCGGACUAGCGAGUUUCAGUCUCGGCUGUGAUGGACUAUUUGUUAUUGCGAGAGACAAGUAUGAGGGUGAGGAUGAGAAGAAUGAGGAGAGGGAACAGGAGAUGGUCGUUAUUAGGGUGAGGAGUGGUGAUGUGGUGCAGAUGGAUGGGGAGACAAGGUGGGCUUGGCAUGCUAUGCCGAAGGUUAUGGCUGGGACAUGUGCAGAAUGGCUGGAAGAUUGGCCCGUUAGGAAAGGUGACAGGAAGGAGUUUGAGAAGUGGAAGGGGUACAUGAAAGGGAAGAGGCUGAAUAUUAGUUGUAGACAGGUUUGGGGAUGA